GCCCACUGUUCAAUUACUAUAGCAUAAUAUCAUGAACAUGUAUACCUCCAUUUUCACCUCCCUCACUCUGUCUCUGCUGGCAGCAGUGUCAUCUGCCCUACAAACCGGUCAUGACCCUAUCAUCUCCCAUCUUAACACCUCCCUCCCAGCCGCCAUCCCACCCAGUCUCGAUCCCUUCUAUACCGCCCCGGUUGGUUUCGAAUACACCACGCCGGGCACAAUCCUCCGUAUCCGGCGCGCACCAGGAAACUUUACUGCUGUGAUGGGCUCCAACUGCUCUGCAGCAUACAACAUUGUCUAUCGCACAACCAACAGCCGCUACCUUCCCUCCUGGUCCGUCACCACCCUCCUCAUCCCUUCCACGCCUCUCACCAACUCCACCGUCUCCGGCCUAGGUUCUGCUCUCCUCUCCUACCUAAUCCCCUACAACUCCGUCGACGUCGACUCCAGCCCCAGCUACAUUCUCUAUUCCAGCUCUACUCCCCCAUACGGAGACCAGUUGGGGAGUGGCUGGUUCGUUAAUGUCCCCGACUUCGAGGGCCCAACUGCAAGCAACGUUGCCGGUAUCGAGGAAGCUCAUGCCGUACUAGACUCGAUCCGAGCCGUGCUAUCUUCAGACCUCGGCCUCGCAAUCGACGCCCAGAAUGCGCUCUGGGGGUACUCCGGCGGGUCUAUAGCAGCUGAAUGGGCACUCGAAUUCCAAGAGCAAUACGCACCAGAACUCAAGAUCACCGGUGCUGCCCUCGGCGGCCUAGUUUGCAAUACCACAUACGUCUUUGACACCGUCGGAAAUACUAUGUGGGCAAGCCACGGCAUCGCGGGUCUAUUGGGCGUGACGUCGCAGUACCCAGACGCAUACAACUACAUACUCGACCACCUGAAGCCUAGCGGGCCGUACAACAAGACUACCUUUUUAUCUAUUCGUAAUAUGUCGUAUGAUCAAGGCCACGCAGCGUUUAAUGGGCAGAAUAUGUACGAUUACUUUAUCAAUGGGAGGGAUGUUAUGCAAGCAGAGCCGGUGAAAAGGGCGUUGCAGUUGAAUACCAUCAUGACGUAUCAUGGGGUUCCGCAGACUCCGUUGUUUAUAUACAAGGCUAUUCAUGACGAGAUUACGCCGAUAAAUCAAACGGAUGCGUAUGUGGAGAGGGUGUGUGGAUUGGGUGUGAAUGUUUUGUAUCAGAGGAAUACCCGAGGAGGGCAUGUGGAUGAGUUGACGAAUGGGGCUGCGAGGGCGAUGACGUGGUUGACGACGGUGUUGGAGGGGAGGUAUGCGAGUAUAUAUUCGACGACAGGGUGUAUAGUGCAGAAUGUGACGGUGGGAGAGUCGAAUACUGGUCUUUAGUUCUGUUACAUUACUUUGGGGUAGCUUGGUGUGUGAGUUGAUAGUUCAUAGUUGCCAAAAGGUACAAUCCGUCUUGUACAUAGUCAAUUUCUUUCUUGAUCUAGCUAUAGAAAGAAAAUUGGGAGGAAUUAUCUUACUUAGAUGCCGAUUUACAGUCCAUAUGCUUUCUUAGUUCAA
Molecule: messenger RNA, 1519 nt
Organism: Talaromyces proteolyticus
Lineage: Eukaryota; Fungi; Ascomycota; Eurotiomycetes; Eurotiales; Trichocomaceae
Product: lipase 1
Exons: 1
Coding region: 32-1342 (436 amino acids)
Biological process (GO): lipid catabolic process
Molecular function (GO): triacylglycerol lipase activity
Source: RefSeq, a predicted model, not a curated record